AUGGCCGACGCUUACGUGGUGGUGCAGCUUGCAGCCACCUUCGACGAGCCUGCCGUCUACGUGCCGCGGGACGCCGGCGAGCUCAUGGCGCUUUCGUGGUGCACCGUGGACGCCAGGACGCUUGAAACGCUGGCGCGUCAGUCCAUCUUGGUGAGGCCCCUGGGCACGCCCGUGACGCCCGCCUGUGCGCUGCGAUACAGCCUCCUGUGGGACGACGUGAAGGACGGCGCCACGUUCAAGGCCGCCAUGGCAGAGUUCGACCGCAGGCUCACGGCCCAAGUCGCCGGGAAAGACUUCCUGUUUGUCUCCGUGGACGUGCCCGGCUUGCGGGUGCUGCUCCCGCGCGAGGCGCGCGACAAGGCCGUGGUGUUGCCGGGGUACUUGCAGCAUCCGCGGGUGUUUGACUUGUGCAACGAGUACUCGAAGUGGCAGGCCGUGCACCCGGAGGCGUUGAGCUACCCCAGCUCCAGCUUGGCCAACGUCAUCACGGCGCUCGGCGUCGACGUGGGCCCGGCCUGGGCCGACGAGUCGCCGGACGCGUAUACCGUGGCCGUCGACGUGCACGCCAAGAUCUUGGCGCAGCUCUUGCAGAAGUCCGUGCCCGUGGAGUCGCACCCCGCGGUCUUGACCCAGCCAUACGACGCCGCGCUCGACGCCAAGAUCUUUCUAGCGGAGCGCUCCAAGAUCUUGUAUCUCUGCAACUUGCCGGCCGACACCACGCACUCCGAGCUCGAGGCCUGGUUCGCGCAGGCGGGCGGCCGGCCCAUCGCGUUCUGGACGUUGAAGAACCUGGAUUCCGACGCCCGGCUCGGCCUGCAGGCCGCCGGGGCCAAGGCAAAGGCCGUCUGCGGCUUCGCGGUCUUCUCGAAACACGAAGAAGCGGCUGAAGCCUUGUACAUGAACGGGCGCGUCUUGAUGGACAGAGUGGUCGAGGUGCAAGCGUCCUCGACCAGGGUCCUUGACCGCGCGUCCUCCCUCCUCACGCCCUUUCCCCCGCUGAAAAACCGGCCCCGGCCGGGUGACUGGACGUUUCUCUCGUGCGGCUUCUCCAACUUCCAGCGCAGAAUCGCGUGUUUCCGGUGCUCCUUCCCUGCAACACAAUCUUAUGCGGGCUCGGGUGGCUACCAGGACCAGUACCAAGGGAACGGUCUCAAAAACGGGAACCCCUACAACUCCGGGUACAGCCAUAACUUCAACCACAGCCACGGCGGCACUAGCCAAAGGUCUCACUACUCCAACCAGGUUCCGUUCCGUGCCGGGGACUGGAAGUGUGCAAACGAGUCUUGCCAGUAUCACAACUUCGCAAAGAACUUGUGUUGUUUGAAGUGCGGGGCCUCGAAGCCCGCA
Metschnikowia bicuspidata var. bicuspidata NRRL YB-4993 is the source of this 1347-nucleotide messenger RNA. RefSeq names its product Nrp1p (gene NRP1). Lineage: Eukaryota; Fungi; Ascomycota; Pichiomycetes; Serinales; Metschnikowiaceae. The record is from RefSeq and is a predicted model, not a curated record. Gene Ontology annotation, molecular function: RNA binding. The annotation marks the transcript as partial. The transcript is spliced from 2 exons.